AUGUUUUUCCGCCUCGCUGUUCUUCUCCUCCCAUGGAGCGUCUCUGCGUUCCCUGGCACCCUGCUCUCCCGCGACGCCGAAAUCAACACUUCAUACGACUAUGUCAUCGUCGGCGGCGGCACUUCGGGCUUGGUCUCCAUCCUCGUAAUCGAAGCCGGGCCCAUCUUCAAUGGCGAAGAGGAAUUCAACACGAUCCUCAUCCCCGGCAACUCGACCUUGGACAUCCUUGGGAAUGCGAAUCCCCAGCUCCGGUGGGGUAUUACGGGCCAGCCCAAUGCGAUGCUCAACAACCGCACGACGGAGGUCAUCAUGCCAAAGCUUGUGGGUGGUGGAUCGGCAGUGAAUGGCAUGGUGCUGGAUCGCGGGAGUCGCAGGGACUAUGAUGAGUGGGCUGAGUACACUGGCGAUAAAGGGUGGGGCUGGGAGUCGAUGCUCAAGUAUUUCAAGAAGGUGGAGUCGUUUACCCCUCCGUCGAAGGAGCUGCAGGAGCAGUAUGGACUUGAAUACGAUCCGGAAGCGCAUGGCUACUCCGGACAUGUCAACUCGUCGUAUCCGCCAUAUGUGUAUGGGUACUUUGAGCACUUCAUUGCCGCCGAGAAAGCACUGGGAGUACCGGUACCACGCGACCAAGCCAAUGGCAACGCAGUCGGCUCCUACUGGACCCCCAAUACUCUCGAUCCAGUAGCCCGGACCCGCUCGUACUCGAAGACUGCGUACUAUGAUCCUGCAAAGUCACGGCCAAAUCUCCACCUACUCUACGGUGACCCGGAUCCUGAUCAACGGCGGAAAGGCAGCCGGAAUUCCUCGGCGGCGUUGCAGCAGGUGAAGGCGAAAAAAGAAGUCAUCCUCGCCGCGGGAGGUGUUCACUCGCCACGGCUUCUGCAGUUGAGUGGCAUCGGUGAUGGGCGCCUGCUAAAGAAGUUUGGGAUCCCCGUCGUCGUGGAUCUUCCGGGCGUAGGCAAUAACUACCAGGACCAUAUGGGCGCCUCCUUGAUCUACAAUAUGACUCUCACCCCGGACCCAACCCAGUUCGCCAGCAACUUGACGUACCGCGCCGAGAUGGCAGAGCUGUACUUUCACAACCGCACCGGACCCUUCACCCUGGCCUCCGGCGGCCACCUGACGUUCUAUCCGUUCCCGAUAAUCGCGCCGACCAGCUAUCUCUCGCAUCUCCAUAAUGCGUCGCUAGAGGACCCCGCCGCGCAUCUGCGGGUCGACAUCCACCCCCACCUCGUCGCCGGCUUCCGCGAGCAGAGGAAGCUGCUGCUCGCCUCCUUCGCAACCAACGAGACCGCCGUGAACGAGAACGUGAUCGCGCUCACCUCGGUGCAGAAGCCGCUCUCCCGAGGGUUCGUCGAGAUAGUCUCGUCCAGCCCGUGGGACAAGCCCACCGUUGAUUGGCGCUCGCUCUCGAACCCGCUCGACAUGGCGGUGAUCACUGAAGGCUCCCGGUUCAUCCGGCGAGUGUUGGCGCGGCCGGAGCUAGCGGGCAUCGUCGACCCAAAUGAGGUCAUCCCCGGCGCAGGCGUUCAGACUGACGAGGAGUUUGCCGCUUGGGUCGCCGUCGAUGCUAGGCCGACGUUCUGGCACUCGUCGUGUAGUUGUGCCAUGGUGAAACGUGAGUGGGGCGGUGUUGUGGACUCAAAGUUGAAGAUCUACGGUGUCCGCGGAUUGAGGAUCGUCGAUGCGAGUGUGAUGCCCAUGAUUCCGGCUAAGCACUUGCAGAACACUGUGUAUGCAGUUGCCGAAAGGGCUGCGAACCUCAUCAAGCGCGAGUAA
Messenger RNA from Tricharina praecox, 1779 nucleotides. RefSeq lists its product as uncharacterized. The record is from RefSeq and is a predicted model, not a curated record. Gene Ontology annotation, molecular function: flavin adenine dinucleotide binding; oxidoreductase activity, acting on CH-OH group of donors. Lineage: Eukaryota; Fungi; Ascomycota; Pezizomycetes; Pezizales; Pyronemataceae. The transcript has 9 exons. Gene Ontology annotation, biological process: secondary metabolite biosynthetic process. The coding region runs from base 1 to 1779 and encodes 592 amino acids.